CUCGAAUUCUAUUUCUAUUAUUGUUCUGUAUUAACUCCCAGCUAACUAUUCAUCUAUACAAUGAUCCCAGCCUUCAUGAUACUAAAAUGCUCUAAAAUGAUCGACAACCCAAGCGGUGAACCGUAAUUUACCAUUGUUUCGGAUUUCGUGGCUGUGGUGGUUUGCUAUACGUGGUAAUCCCAUUACUGUAUGACGCGCAAAUUCCGCUUCAACAUCGACAACAUUUUGUCCAUCCAUACGGAGGUACAAUCCGCAGCUAUUCCUCAAGGCUAGUGCUCGAGACCAGUCGCUGCUCGAGUCAACCAACAAAUCAGUAUCUCUAUCUUUCACAAAUCACAUACUACAUCGCUCCCCGCCCCCACACAUGCUCCAACGAUGGCUUCGCCAAAGCCCCGGAGCUGCCCGCUUUCUUAGAGGCUCAUGUUGUCGCGGCCCCCAGUCUGGCUCCCUCCGGCAUAGCCCUCUACCAACCGCACCUCAUCGUUGCAUUAGAUCGCUACAGACAUCAGCUACAGAAUCCAAGGAACGCAUACCAUUGCGGAAGCAGCUGAAACAAGACGCAAAGGCUCUGAAAGCUCAGAAGAGACAGAAGAGGGAAAGCGAGGAAGCGUCCCGGCAAAAGUGGGAGUUGACUGUUGGCAUUGAGAUCCACGCCCAGUUGAACACUGAAACCAAGCUAUUUUCGAUGGCCUCUACGUCGAACACCGACACCCCCAACUCAAAUGUUGCUCUCUUUGACCUGGCGUUUCCGGGCAGUCAGCCGGAAUUCCAAGCUACGACUUUGUUACCCGCCCUGCGCGCUGCGAUUGCCUUGAACUGUGACAUCCAACCAGUCAGUCGGUUCGAUCGAAAACACUACUUCUAUCAGGAUCAACCUGCGGGGUAUCAGAUCACACAGUACUACGGUAGCUUCCUCUCCUCCGCGGUCGGUGGCGAUUACGGAUCUGACAUUGACAUAGAACCGUUCGCCAAAAACGGCUACGUGGAUCUCUUUCAACAUGACGGCAUUGCACCUGAGGACGGCGACCAUGUUCGUAUCGGCAUCAAACAGAUCCAGCUCGAACAAGACACCGCCAAGUCUCAGGAAUAUCCUCCCUCCACUCAACUUCUCGACUUCAACCGAGUAUCCCAUCCCCUCAUUGAGAUCAUCACCAUGCCGCAGAUCCACACUCCUGCCACCGCCGCAGCAUGUGUUCGGAAGAUUCAGGCCAUUCUACAAUCCUGCAGUGCUGUGACUACCGGUAUGGAACUGGGUGGACUGCGAGCGGACGUGAAUGUCUCAAUUCGCCGCCGGGACGAGGCUCCCGGCACCCAUCAGUACGGGGGCAUCGUGGGGCUGGGCCAGCGCACCGAGAUCAAGAACCUCAGCAGCUUCAAAGCGGUCGAAGACGCCGUCAUAGCGGAGAAGAACCGUCAGAUCGCCGUCCUCGAAAGCGGAGGCGUCAUAGAAGGCGAGACGCGAGGCUGGACUAUCGGAAGCACCGAGACUCGGAAACUCAGAGGUAAGGAAGGCGAAGUGGACUAUCGCUAUAUGCCGGACCCGGAUCUCCCUCCGCUGAUUAUCGGUCACGACCUCGUGUCCGGUCUGAGAGAUUCGCUUCCGACGCCUCCGGAUCAGUUGAUCGGCAUGCUGGCUGGCCCAGAGUAUGGACUCUCGAUCGAGGAUGCAAAGCCGUUGAUUGAGCUGGACGACGGAGCGAGGUUGGAAUACUACCAGGAUGUGGUAGACAUUCUGCGGGACCUGCAGCAGGACCACGAUGCCAAGUCUCAUGCGGGUCUUGCGCGAGCGGCUGGCAACUGGGUGCUACACGAGCUGGGAGGCCUCUGGGCCAAGGCGGACUUGACUUGGGAUGCGCAACGAGUACCCGCCGAGACCCUUGCGCAAAUCAUCGAUCAGCUGCAGCGAAAACGCAUCACGGGGGCCACCGCCAAGCAGGUGCUCGUCAUGGUCUUCGAUGGUGAUCGUCGACCUGUUCCUCAGCUCCUCGAGGAAGAGAAUCUACUCCUUCGUCCGCUGUCCCGGGAGGAGUACAUUGCUCUGGCGGAAGCAGCCGUCAGUCAGAACCCGCAGAUGGUCGAGCAGAUCCGCGCCAAGAACCAGCUGGGUAAGCUAGGCUGGUUUGUCGGACAGAUGAUGCGCAUGGGCGAGAAAGGCCGGGUAGAAGCUCAGAAAGCGGAUGAGAUUCUGAGAGAGCUUAUCCUCGGGAAGUCAGAUCAGCCGUAGCAGCUCCUUCACAAUGUGUACUUUAUAUAGCAUGUAAUCUAUGAAUGAUACCCCUUGU
This is a messenger RNA of Aspergillus novofumigatus IBT 16806, 2282 nucleotides long. RefSeq names its product glutamyl-tRNA(Gln) amidotransferase subunit PET112. The transcript has 3 exons. Lineage: Eukaryota; Fungi; Ascomycota; Eurotiomycetes; Eurotiales; Aspergillaceae. Gene Ontology annotation, molecular function: glutaminyl-tRNA synthase (glutamine-hydrolyzing) activity. The coding region runs from base 365 to 2224 and encodes 619 amino acids. Gene Ontology annotation, biological process: mitochondrial translation; glutaminyl-tRNAGln biosynthesis via transamidation. The record is from RefSeq and is a predicted model, not a curated record.